Messenger RNA from Alosa alosa (allis shad), 942 nucleotides. Its product is annotated as C-type lectin domain family 4 member E-like. The transcript is spliced from 6 exons. The record is from RefSeq and is a predicted model, not a curated record. The coding region runs from base 115 to 864 and encodes 249 amino acids. Lineage: Eukaryota; Metazoa; Chordata; Actinopteri; Clupeiformes; Clupeidae.
GUGAUGAAAUCAUGAAGUUCUCCAAAAAUCACACCCACACUCAGAACAUAGAGAAGUUGGAUUGCUGACGAAGCGUUGUGAAGCUCACAUGCUGUCUGCUUAACAACAUGAAACAUGGCUGAGUCGUUGGUCUACUCUGAAGUGAAGUACAAAAAGGAGUCAAAUGCAGACACAGGCCGAGCUGGACCACAGAUAAAAGAGUCACCUGAGGAUGACGUGGUGUAUGCUGCUGUGGUCCAUAAGGCUGAUCACACAAAUCAACCAAACCCUCCUACAUUACAUUCCCCUGCUGACUCUUCCCCCAAAGGGUCAAAGGGCAUCAGGAGGCGUGGCCUUCUCCUAUUGGCUGUGGUGGUGCUCAUUCUUAUCCUGGGAGUGGCCAUCAGUCUUAGUUUAUACUCUGGAUGUCAGUCUGCUAAAUGUAACGAUGGCUGGGAAGCACAUGGCAGACAGUGCUACUUCUUCUCUACAAAGUCUCUAAUCUGGACUCUGAGUCAAGAAGAAUGUGUCCAUAAGAAGAGCCAUCUGGCAAUCAUAAAUGAUGAAAAAGAGCAGAAACUGUUGAUGGAGAUAAUCGCACCAAAAAUGCAAGAAGCUGAGGACAAGUUCUGGAUCGGUCUGAAUGAUAAACAGACGGAAGGAAAGUGGCUAUGGGUGGACAACACUCCUCUUACAAACAAAGGAUUCUGGUUGAAUAGACAAGAGCCUGAUAACUGGAAGGGUAAAAAUAAUGAAUAUCCUAAUGGAGAGGACUGUGUACGGAUGGGAGAGAUCGACUUUAUUGCCAAUAGUGCAGCAGGCUGGGUGGAUACAGCCUGUGAGAGAAAGUUCAAAUUUAUUUGUGAAGCUGAAGCUUGCUUAUGAUCACAGAGCAUCAUACAACUAAUUUCCUGUAGUCUCAUAGUCAAUAUCAAUGACAUCAAUAAACAUCUUUAUUACUGA